GAAAGGGAAAGGACAGCGCGAACUCCGAACCGGAAGUUUUUGUAUUUCCUUUCCGCCUCUCACGGACGGUUACCACGAUCAGUAACAGUUCCGUUAAUUUACCUAUUUGAUCCCUUAUCACAAAGAAUACAAUUCAAUGACACACGGACUUACUGGCAGUUAAUUCGCCUCUUGAUAAUAAUGCUUAAUAUUUUAUUGAGGCCAACGUGAGCAGCUCCCGCCCAGCUGUCAUGGCGGCGCCCGUGGCGGUCCAGGUCCCCGCGAUGAGUAAAAAGCAACGCUUGGCUGUUUUGAAGAAGGAGAGAAGGAAGCGUAAACGUCAGGCUUUAGCCCAAGCCAGAGAAGGCGAUGGAGAGCGGCCUGAGGAAGAGGAAGAGGAUGAGGAGGAGGAAGUUGUCUGUGAUGGGGAAGCUUCUGUCCAGGAGAGACAGCGGCACCAUGAGGAGUGGCUGGAGAGAGAGAGGCUCGCUCAGGAGGCCUUCCAACUCCGGGCCGAGAGAGAGGAGACUGCCAGGAAGAGGCAAGAGGACGAAGAGCGGAGAAUAAAGGAGGAGUGGGACACCCAGCAGAAGAAGGAGGAGGAGGAGAAGGAGCACAAGCAGCAGGAGAAGAAGAACAGAGAGGAGGCUGUUCAGAAAAUGUUGGACCAAGCAGAGAGUCAGCUCAGUAAACCGGUUCAGUGGAUGAACCCCGAGGCCCCCAAGACGGAGAACUCUGAGAACUACGGAACCGAGCGCGACGGGCAGAACUGUCCCUUCUUCCUGAAGACGGGAGCGUGUCGAUUCGGAGACAGGUGCUCGCGGCGGCACGCCCACCCCCCAUCCAGCUCGACCCUGAUGAUCCGGGGGAUGUUCGUGACGUACGGCAUGGACCAGUGUCACCGCGACGACUACGACACGGACGCCUCUCUAGAGCACAGCGAGGAGGACCUGCACGACCACUUCCUGGAGUUCUACCACGACGUGCUGCCUGAGUUCCAGAGCCUCGGACGCGUGGUGCAGUUCAAGGUCAGCUGUAACUUUGAACCACAUUUAAGAGGAAACGUUUACGUCCAAUUCAGCACGGAGGAACAGUGCAUGGAGGCCUACCAGAAGUUCAACGGGAGAUACUACGCGGGCAAGCAACUCACCUGUGAGCUGUGCCCCGUCACACGCUGGAAGAACGCUAUCUGUGGGCUCUUCAACAAGCUCAAGUGUCCGAAGGGGAAACACUGCAACUUCCUGCACGUGUUCCGUAACCCGGGCGACGAGUUCUGGGAGGCGGACCGCGACAUAUCCCCCGACCGAACGGGGGAGGGCUCCCGCCGGGGGGGGUGGGGCUCGGAGCGGAGGAGUGAGCGGUCCUGGCGGAACCAUCGCCACGGCAGCAGGAGCCCGCCGAGGUCGGAACGCUCCGGCACGGGGAGGCGGGGCAGUGAGAGGAGGGGGAGUGAGAGGAGGGAGAGGAGGAGGAGCCAGAGCAGGGAGAGCGCUCGCAGUCACAGGAGAGUGGAGAGCCUGCGGAGUGAGAGUCAGGCGUCCAGAAGGAGGCCUGCGAGCAGCCGGGGGGAGCGCUGUCGGAGCCGCAGCCCGAGUGGCGGCCAAGAGAGGGACAGACUCGGGAACAGGAGCAGGGAACGGGAUCGAGAGCGAGACAGGAGUAGAGAGCGAGACGGGUCUCCGGACGGAAGCCCGAACGGGGACUUGCGGGGCGGCGGUAAAGACGGGGAGAGGAGGCCGAAACGGGAGAGGAGCACCCGUCGGAGCCCAGGGAAACAGAACCACGAGGACGGAGAGGGGAGGGACGGGAGCUCAGACGACGGCAACCCCUCGCACCAUCGCCAUAAACGCUCCAAAAAGAGCAAGAAGAAGAACAAAAAGAAACUCAAGAAGAAGAAGAGGAGCCGGUCGGCCGAGGUGAUCAGUUCCUCCGGGGAGUCGGAGAACCAAGACGACGCGGACGUGGAGAUCAAGGAAGAGACGUCUCCCCCGAACACCGGGGACGGUGUCCUGGAGGUGUUGUCCGUCGGGCUGAGGCCUGACCCGCGUGUUGAACCUCUGGCAGCCGAGUCGCAGUCUGUUCUGGAGGAGACCGCGGAUCCCCCUGAGCUGCCUUGCCAACAGGAGGAAGAUGACGUUAUCGAUGUCAAACCACAGCUCUGAUGGCUCUCUCUGUACAUAAUGGUUUUUUUAGUAAAGAGGAUUGACAGAGCUAGUGCUAGAUUACAUAGCAUUUAGUGAAUAAAAAAUAAUUUGAAAACAG
Molecule: messenger RNA, 2241 nt
Organism: Gadus morhua (Atlantic cod)
Lineage: Eukaryota; Metazoa; Chordata; Actinopteri; Gadiformes; Gadidae
Gene: zrsr2
Product: zinc finger (CCCH type), RNA-binding motif and serine/arginine rich 2
Exons: 11
Coding region: 231-2141 (636 amino acids)
Biological process (GO): mRNA splicing, via spliceosome
Cellular component (GO): U2AF complex
Molecular function (GO): metal ion binding; RNA binding
Source: RefSeq, a predicted model, not a curated record